Molecule: messenger RNA, 1872 nt
Organism: Ficedula albicollis (Collared flycatcher)
Lineage: Eukaryota; Metazoa; Chordata; Aves; Passeriformes; Muscicapidae
Exons: 9
Coding region: 125-1735 (536 amino acids)
Source: RefSeq, a predicted model, not a curated record
UCUGCCUCCUCCUACCACCUCCUGCCACCUCUUACCACCCCCGCCCUACCUGCUCCUCUCCAGAGCAAUAGCACAAGAGGCUCUUGUUUAUGGCAGUUCUGUGCUUUUGGACAGAUCAGCAGCAAUGGCAGCAUUCACUCUGGGCCAGAUUCUGGAGAUUGCCCUUGGGUCAUCAAAAGCUGGAGCCGUUGAUUUUGAGCAACUGUACAAUCUCCUGAAUGGGAUGCUUUUGCACCUGGGCCUGCGGGAUCUGGCUGUCCAGGAGAACGGGGAGCCACUGGAGGGGUCUGAGAGAAGCCCUUUCUCUGCCGCUUUCCUCGAGGAGUUAAUGAGGAGAGUGGAAGCCAAUGAAAAAGAUAUCACUGAGGUCAGGACUCUGUGCCAGGACCUCCGUGAGGAGGUCAUUGAGAUGAAGGUGGAGCAGUCCCGCAUGAUGGAGGACAUGCAGAGGAUGCAGGAGGAGUUUGCCACGAACGUGGAUGAGCUCCGUAACCAGUUGCUGUCUACCAUGACGGAAAUGCUCCAGGGCAAAAAAGGCUCCCGGGACGUGGAUACUCUCUCUGUCCAGUCACGGCCGUUGGAUGACGACCUGAUUGUCAUCGGCAAUGAAAUUACCCUCGUGGAUAGAUCUGUAUCGAGGCUUGGGGACAUGCGGCCUGCCAGCCCUAUGCCCCAGAGGGGCAAGACACCCAGCAGAGGGAAGGGUUUGCUGGAGCCAAAUGCCAGCAGCCAACCGGUCUCCGAGGCACAUGACAUGGGACAGAACGUGGGACGGAGUGACAUGGGACGGAGGGGCAUGGGAUGGGACACAGGACAGAGGGACAUGGGACGGAGGGGCAUGGGAUUGGACACAGGACAGAGGGACAUGGGACAGAGUGACAUGGGACAGAAUGGGGGACAGCAGAAGGUGAGACGAAAGGUGCAGCUGAGCGACACAGGACAGGAUGACGUGGGACAGAUCAAGGAUGGAGAGAUCAAGAUGAGUACUUCCAAGGCAGAGACUCUUCCCAGUGACCUGGAUGUUCCUCCUGAGAUCGCCGAUGUGGGAGAGAUCAUGGAUGAAGAGAGGAAGAUAAGUAUUUCUAAGGCAGAGACUCUUCCCAGUGACCUGGAUGUUCCUCCUGAGAUUAUUGAUGCAGGAGAGAUCAUGGAUACAGACAUCAUGGAUGAAAAGAUCCAAACGAGCAUGUCUAAGGUAGAGGCUUUUCCCAGCCUCCUGGAUGGUUCCCCUGAGAUGACCAGUAUGGGAGAGAUCAAGGAUGGAGAGACCAAGAUGAGCUUCUUCAAGGCUCCUCCUGACGUUCAGAAAAAAGGUUUGGAUAGUGGUUUCACUGCCUCGGGAAUGCAUCCAGGAGCCCCUGGCACCCACCCCCCAGUCCAGCAGGUGCAGCCAAUAGGAGUCCCCCCAGGAUCCCAGAAACUCUGGACCCCAGACAAGAGUGUGGCUGGGACUAGCAGACACCCCCCGACGCGGCCAUCGGCGCCGCCGCAGUCCCCCAGCUUCUCUGGGCACCUGCCCCGUGCUUUCAAGCGGCACCCUUGUGUUCCAGUACCGAGGCGCAGGGAGCUGGCACCCCCGGGCUAUUCCCGCCGAUCACCGCUGUACUCUGGGGGCAAACACACCACCACCUACGCCGUGCAGCCCAUGGAGCCCCUCCUUCCAGACCCCAACAAGCCUGGUGUGUGUGAGCUGAUGGGCAAGGACGGACUCUUGUACCGGGGCCGGACUCCCUAGGGCUGGACUGAGCACCGACUCCAGCCUGCAGCAAUAAAGGGAGAUGAGCAGCCGAGCAACUGUGCCUCCUGAGUGGAGCAGGAUCUUCUCUUCGUGCACAAGGAGAGGCUGGCAGCAUCCCUCAUCUGAGAACAGCC